AAGUUGGCUGAUUGGUUUAAAAGUAUUACUGACUCCAACCAAUAGUCAACAGGCAGAGGGUUUGAAAUAUUGAGAACUGCAGAGCAGAAGCUUCGUCUUUCCUUCCCACCUACUAAGUAAAAUUCCACAGCUGAAGGAAAUGAGCGGCAGAGGCAAAACCGGCGGCAAAGCGAGAGCUAAGGCCAAGACUCGCUCCUCUAGAGCGGGACUUCAGUUCCCCGUGGGUCGCGUCCACAGGCUCCUCCGUAAAGGCAACUAUGCGCACCGUGUGGGUGCUGGCGCCCCAGUGUAUCUGGCCGCCGUGCUCGAGUAUCUGACCGCUGAGAUCCUCGAGUUGGCCGGAAACGCCGCUCGUGACAAUAAGAAGACUCGCAUCAUCCCCCGUCACCUGCAGCUGGCGGUGCGCAACGACGAGGAGCUGAACAAACUUCUGGGCAGAGUGACCAUCGCUCAGGGCGGCGUUCUGCCCAACAUCCAGGCCGUGCUGUUGCCAAAGAAGACCGAUAAGCCCGCCAAGACCAAGUAA
Messenger RNA from Triplophysa dalaica, 526 nucleotides. RefSeq names its product histone H2A-like. Gene Ontology annotation, molecular function: protein heterodimerization activity; DNA binding; structural constituent of chromatin. The transcript has a single exon. The coding region runs from base 140 to 526 and encodes 128 amino acids. Gene Ontology annotation, cellular component: nucleosome. The record is from RefSeq and is a predicted model, not a curated record. Lineage: Eukaryota; Metazoa; Chordata; Actinopteri; Cypriniformes; Nemacheilidae.